Molecule: messenger RNA, 1157 nt
Organism: Pocillopora verrucosa
Lineage: Eukaryota; Metazoa; Cnidaria; Anthozoa; Scleractinia; Pocilloporidae
Product: bcl-2-related ovarian killer protein
Biological process (GO): regulation of apoptotic process; extrinsic apoptotic signaling pathway in absence of ligand; intrinsic apoptotic signaling pathway in response to DNA damage
Cellular component (GO): mitochondrial outer membrane
Molecular function (GO): protein heterodimerization activity; protein homodimerization activity
Source: RefSeq, a predicted model, not a curated record
AUGCUCAAAUCUGUCACUAAAAAGUUGAAACCGUUCAUUGAAGCAAAACUUAAUGAGGAAUAUGUGUCUAUAGCGAACGAUGCGAAUUUGUACUGUUUGGACUACAUUGAAGAGCGACUGAAACGCUCCAAUAUCGAUUCAAAUCUUGAAUUUAUCCGACCCAAAGCUGUGUCUGAGAGCACUCUAUCAAUUUCUUUAAAAAUAAUCGAAGUCGGCGAGCUUCUGGAAACAUCUUAUCCCCAUCUUUAUAACAAUGUUUCAAAACAGCUCAAGGUAAAAUUACGGAGCGAGGUAAUAGUCGGCGAUAUUUUCAGAAACUUUGGACGCGAGCUGUUUCGGGAAGGUGUCACUUGGGGACGAAUUGUAGCCCUGUUCGCGUUUGCAGCUGCUAUCAGUGCCGACUGCAUAACACAGGGACGACCAGAACUCGUGAAAAAUGUACUUAGUUGCGUCAGGCUCUACGUUUUGGAUCACUUGGCGGUUUGGAUAAGGAGCCAAGGCGGAUGGGUUGAUAUCAGUGAAACAUUUAAAUGCAUUGAAAAGAGAUAUUCAAUGGCGUAUUUCCUUCGAUGGUUUGACUACAACAGAUUGUGGCUGGUCAAUACGACGAAGGAAAGACUUCACUCGUUUCUGUGCGCAACAAUAGAGUGCAUUGGUCUCAUUGACGGAGGCUAAAUAUCCUGCUCGUAUAAUAAUACCAAAUAAAAACAACAUUUAUCCCUUUUAUAGGGAUAUGUGUAUCAUAUAACUUAAAAAUUAAAUGUUAAUCAAUCCCCAAUAAGCUAGUGUUUGUUGACAAUCUAGCAAUACACUGGUUUAGUUAUAUACGCCUAUGAACUUGACUGCGAAAAUUAAAAGAGAGACCGGGAUCUGAGGCGAAUUCCGCACAAUGUUCAGUAGUUAGCAGUUUCUAUUAGAACAAAGUCAGGAACUUUAAGUCAAAAAUAGCAAGUUUAUUUCAAUUGAGGCUCCAAUAAAAUAUACUUUUUAAAAAACAUUUUGAUUCAUACAAAAAUAACAAAAAAUAUUUCAAUUUCAUCAGUUUUUGUUCUUUUUGCUUAAUUUUUUUGCCGUAAACAGGAAUAUAUUAUUGUUUCAAGGACAUAAUUUUGAUAACCAUCUCUCUGUAAUGAUAUAUUUAAAUACUCCUAGCUAUG